AUGAUGAGGACCACAGAAAACUUCAAGGAGACUCGUGCCACACCAAAACCUAACACGACGCCCACGGGAAGGUACAUUUAUCUGGAAGCAUUCCUGCAGGGAGGAGCUCCCUGGGGUUUUACUUUGAAAGGUGGCCUGGAGCACGGAGAACCGUUAAUCAUCUCUAAGAUUGAAGAAGGGGGCAAAGCAGACUUGGUGAGUUCCAAACUCCUGGCCGGGGAUGAGGUGGUGCACAUCAAUGAGGUGGCUCUGAGCAGUUCCAGAAGGGAGGCCGUUUCCCUGGUGAAAGGAUCCUACAAGACCCUCCGGCUGGUGGUCCGCAGAGAUGCAUGUGCAGACCCACGUCCUGCAGAUACUGGCACCUCUGACUCCUUUGGCCCAGAGCACCUCACCUCUGACCCCCAGCACAGGAAAGCAGCCUGGUCAGGAGGAGCUAAGCUCCGUCUGAAGCACAGGCGCAGUGAACCUGCAGGACGACCUCACUCGUGGCAUUCAACCAAGUUUGGGGAGAACCAACCCGAUACCAGCAUGAUGCAAAUAUCUCAGGGCACGAUUAGCACCCCUUGGCCCCAAAGCUACCAUUCCAGCUCUUCUACAAGUGACCUCUCCAACUAUGAUCAUGCUUAUCUGAGGCGGAGCCCUGACCAGUGUAGCUCCCAGGGGAGCAUGGAGAGCCUGGAGCCCAGUGGGGGAUACCCACCCUGUCAUCUUCUUUCCCCUGCCAAGUCCACCAGCAGCAUUGACCAGCUCAGCCACCUCCAUAACAAGAGAGACUCGGCUUACAGCUCCUUCUCCACCAGUUCUAGCAUCCUAGAGUAUCCACCCCCUGGCGUCUCAGGCCGGGAGCGUUCAGGCUCCAUGGACACCACUUCUGCUCGAGGUGGCCUCCUAGAAGGAAUGAGGCAGGCAGACAUUCGCUAUGUCAAGACAGUCUAUGAUCCCCGGAGGGGAGUCUCAGCAGAGUAUGAGGUGAACUCUUCAGCCCUGCUUCUCCAAGGUAGGGAGGCCCGAGCCUCAGCAGAUGGUCAGGGCUGUGAUAAAUGGCAUAAUGUUCCUCGGGGCAAGGGAGCACCACCCCCAUCCUGGAGCCAGCAGUGCCCUAGUUCCUUGGAGGCUGCCACUGACAACUUGCCUCCUAAAGUGGGCGCACCCCUGCCCCCAGCUCGGAGUGACAGUUAUGCAGCUUUUCGGCACCGAGAACGGCCUAGCUCUUGGUCUAGCCUUGAUCAGAAACGGUUCUGCCGGCCUCAAGCAAACUCUUCCAGCUCCAUGAAAACUCCUUUCAUAGAGGAACAGCUGCAUACUGUGCUGGAGAAGAGUCCCGAGAGCAGCCCCCCAGUGAAGCCCAAGCAUAAUUACACCCAGAAGGCCCAGCCUGGCCAACCUUUGCUGCCGACGGGCAUCUACCCGGUACCUUCCCUGGAGCCACACUUUGCCCAGGUGCCCCAGCCCUCCGCGAGUAGUAAUGGCAUGGUCUACCCUGCACUGGCCAAGGAGAGUGGCUAUACGACUCCUCAGGGAACCUGUGACAAGGUGGCUACCCUUGAUGAGAAUGGAAAUCAAAAUGGAUCUAGCAGGCCUGGGUUUGCCUUCUACCAACCCCUAGAACUUGACUCAUUAUCCUCAGUAGAGAGGAAACUUGAAACUUCAGCCAAAUGUGUCCCCUACAAAGUCUGUUUCCCUUCAGUGCCUGAAAAUGAGGAGGAUACCUCCCUGAAGAGGCAUGUCACACCUCUCCAAGGCAACAACCCACAUCCCAAUGAAAGAAAGAGCACCCACAGCAACAAAGCAUCUUCUAAUUACCACAGCCUCCAAUCCCCUCAGGCUCAGGCCUGGCAAGUGAGUGAAGACAAGAGAUCUUCCCGGCCCUCCGAGGCCUGGGAGAGUGAUUUCCAGGGAGACCACAAUGCCAACUUCCAGCAGAGGCUGGAGAGAGAAGGCCUAAGCCAGAGCCCAUCAAGCAACUUUGGCAAGACCAAGUCAGCCUUUUCCUCUCUGCAGAACAUUCCUGAGAGUCUAAGAAGGCAAAGCAGCCUGGAGUCAGGAGGGGGAGCCCUGGAUGGCCGGCCCACCUGUGUAGUUAACACCACCGCAGAGGAUUCUGGAAGGAAAGCUGUUCCGGAUCACAGGAGCCAUCUGGACAGGCCGGUUUCCUAUCCAAGGCCAGAGGGGAGAACCAGUGCCUUGGCCUCUUUCCACAGUUCAGACUCAAGGUAUGAAGAGCAGUCCUCCCCACCCCACCAGCAGACAUCCAGUCUGGGCCGGAGGAGGCUCAGCUCCAGCAGUGCCUCAGCUCUGCAGGGCUUUCAGUAUGGAAAGCCCCACUGCUCGGUGCUGGAGAAGGUUUCCAAGAUCGAGCAGAGAGAGCAAGGGCGCCAGAGACCCCCAAGUAUGGGUAGCUCCAUUUAUGGCUAUAACUACAGGCCCAACAGGAUGGUCCCAACUUCCAAUACUACUGGGAAUGACUUAGAGGAGACAAAAGCCAACAUCCGUUUUUCCGAAUCCACUGAACCUCUAGGCAGUGGGGAGCAGCAUUUCAAAAAUGGGGAGCCAAAGUUGGAAGAGGUUUCUUGGCAGAUGUGUGGUCAACAGCUGAGGAGGGGCGCAGAGGGCAGCCAAGGCCCCUUACCCCGAGGUGGUGAGCCCCCAAGGCGGGACACUCGCCUGCUCCGCAGCCAGAGCACCUUUCAGCUCUUCAGCGAGGCUGACGGGGAGGCCUUGUGGCGGGACAGUAGGCCUCGCACACCGGAGUCACCAGUGCUGGACGCCCCCUUCAGCCGCUCAUAUCGGAACAGCAUCAAGGAUGCGCAGUCCCGCGUCCUGGGGGCCACCUCCUUCCGACGCCGGGACCUCGAGCCGGGGGCGGCCGGGACUUCCAGGCCCUGGCGGCCGCGACCAGCCUCUGCCCACGUGGGGCUGCGGAGCCCAGAGGCCCUGGCUUCCACUUCCCCGCACAUCCCACGGGAGCGGCACAGCGUGACCCCUGCUGAGAGCGAACCAGCUCUGCCUGCGACCCCAGCUGCCAGGAGGGGACCCCGCCGACGCCUGACCCCUGAGCAGAAGAAGCGGUCCUACUCGGAGCCCGAGAAGAUGAACGAGGUAGGAGUCUCAGAGGAGGCCGGGCCGGCGCCCUUGGGCCCGCAGAGGAAGGGGCUGCGUUUCCCAGAGAGCACGGUGGCCGACCGGCGCCGCAUCUUCGAGCGUGAUGGCAAGGCCUGCUCCACGCUCAGCCUGUCGGGGCCGGAGCUGAAGCAGUUCCAGCAGAGCGCCCUGGCCGACUACAUUCAGCGCAAGACUGGCAAGCGGCCUGCCUCCGCCACAGGAGGCGGCCUCCAGGAGCCCGGGCCGCUCCGGGAGCGCGCCCAGAGCACCUACCUCCAGCCCAGCCCCGCAGCACCCGAAGGUCCCGGUCUCACCUCAGCCUCCAGUCUCUGUUCGCUGCGGGAUCCGAGCCUGCAGCCCUGCAGGGAGGCUGCCCUCCUGCCAGUGGCGGGGGGCAGUGGGGAGCCCACGCGGGGGUCCCGAGAUCGCAGCAGAGAUCGCAGCAGCUCCUUUGCCGGCGGCCGCCUCCUUGGGGAAAGGCGACGUGGGGACCAGGCCCAGAGGGAGCUGCUCAGUGGAGCUAACCACAGUGGAACAAAGGGCACCCAGAGAGUGGACAGGGCCCCUGGGGAGCCCUCUUCGUUGGGGGCUGCAGCCGGAAGGGCUGGGAAGUCCAUGUCCGCCGAGGACCUGCUGGAGCGCUCGGAUUUCUUGGCUGUUCCUGUCCACGUGAGGUCACGGUCAUCUCCCACCGCAGACAAAAAGCACCAGGAUGUGCUUUCGGGGGAAAACAAUGGCUUUGGUCUUGUGAAGGAUCCAUGUCACUUGCCUGGCCCUGGAUCCAGGUCCCUCAGUUGUUCAGAAAGAGGCAGAGAAGAGAUGGUGUUGCUCACACACCAUCCCAGCCCUCGUUGGGGUGGUUCGGGCUGCAAAGCAGUUGGUGCCUCAGGUCCCAGCGAAUGUCCUGGACUGCCGGACCCUCCGAGGCAGGCCAGCAGGACGCCUUGCCCCAGGCCGCUGCCCACGGGAAUGCAAGGGCAUCUCACAGACACCAGGGCAGUACCACUGACCCCACUCAGCUCAGCUCUGCCUUCCCCUGUCCCCUCCAGCUACUGUUCUCAGGCUGCCAAUGAUCAGCCAACCAGAAGGGACAGUCAGACGGGGCAGCAGCCUCUUCCACCCUACACCCCGGCAGUGACUCACAAAAGCAGUGGUCACAGCCUCGCCCAGCCCUCCAACCCAAGAGGCCUUGGCUCCAACAGUCCAGAGCGUGGGGUAGAAGAAGCAAUGAGGAAGCGGCCUCCCCCACCUCGAGUGAAGUGGGCCCACACAGUCAGAGAGGACGGCCUCCCCGAGGAAUCCUCGUCGCCUGAGUUUGCCAACCUGAAGCACUAUAAAAAACAGCAGGGUCUCCCAAGUUCAAGCAGCACUUCCGACCCAGACACGCCUCUUGGGGUCCCACACACGCCAGGGAGGAUCUCCCUCCGAAUAUCCGAGUCGGUCCUGCAAGCGUCCCCGCCACCUCAGGAGGACUGUGAUGACGAAGUGUUUGUGAAGGACCUGCACCCAAGUGCCACCUCCAGCCCCACAUUUGAAGCUCUUCCCCCACCCCCACCCCCUCCACCAGGCCAAGACACCGCAGUGAAUAGCUGGGAUGACUUUCCUCCACCUCCUCCCCACGCUCGGUGUGAGGCACCGCUGGACAGUGAGGGUGACAAGCAGCUCCGCACCAGCUCCAGCACAUUUGCCAAUGUGACAAUUGCCAAGGAAAGGCCCGUGCCUGGUGCAGCCCAUUUGGUUGAUAGUCAGGUACUGGCUUUCAGAUCUCACACUUCUAUCAAGGAUUCAGAGGCCAAUGAGACCAGCUCGCCCUCCACCACCGGUGCGCUGCCCCAACAUGCCGGGGCUCUUGGCUGGCAGCCAAGCCCAGAGCAGCCACCUCCCAUCGUGACCCAAGGCCUCGUCCAUGACCCAAUCAGUGGGAUUCAGGGGUUAGAAAAGAAUGUCAGUUCUGGUCCUCAGAAGACCUCAGAAGAUAUCAGAACAGAGGCUCUGGCCAAGGAAAUUGUCCACCAAGACAAAUCUCUGGCAGACAUUUUGGAUCCAGACUCCAGAAUGAAGACAACUAUGGAUUUGAUGGAAGGUUUGUUUCCCCGAGAUGUUAACUUGCUGCAGGAAAACAGUGUAAAGAGGAAGGCCAUGCAGAGAACUGUCAGCUACCCAGGAUAUGAAGGCAAGAGGAGUGACGACAAGGACACCGUGGGGAUGUUGGUCAACUGCCCUGCCUACUACAGUGUGUCUGCUCCCAAGGCUGAACUUCUGAACAAAAUCAAAGACAUGCCAGCAGAGGUGAAUGAGGAAGAGGAGCAGGCAGAUGUCAACGAAAAGAAGGCCGAGCUGAUUGGAAGCCUCACUCACAAACUUGAGACCCUCCAGGAAGCAAAGGGGAGUCUGCUCAUGGACAUCAAGCUCAAUAACGCGCUGGGAGAGGAGGUGGAGACGUGGAUCAGUGAGCUCUGCAAGCCCAAUGAGUUCGACAAGUACAAGAUGUUCAUUGGGGACUUGGACAAGGUGGUGAACCUGCUCCUGUCCCUCUCGGGGCGCCUGGCCCGUGUGGAGAACGUCCUCAGUGGCCUCGGUGAAGAUGCCAGUAACGAAGAAAGGAGCUCUCUUAAGGAGAAGAAGAAGGUCCUGGCGGGGCAGCAUGAGGAUGCCCGGGAGCUCAAGGAGAACCUGGACCGCAGGGAACGCCUGGUGUUGGACAUCCUGGCCAAUUACCUUUCGGAGGAGCAGCUCCAGGAUUACCAGCAUUUUGUGAAAAUGAAGUCAACACUCCUCAUCGAGCAGCGAAAGCUGGACGACAAGAUCAAACUGGGCCAGGAGCAAGUCAAGUGUCUGCUGGAGAGUCUGCCGGCCAACUUCACUCCCAAGGCAGGGGCUCUGGUGCUGCCCCCAAAGCUCACCAGUGAAAUGGCUCCUGUUGGGGGACGUCCUUUCAGCAGUAGUUUCCCACCAGGAACCUCUCCACUUUAACCUCUUCUGAAACGCCCAACCAAAAAAGAUCACCCUUCCUUUCAACACUAUUUAAUUUGAAAAAUGUUUCAGUAAAAACACUGUUUAAACUAUAUGGGCUUGGGGGAGGGGAGGUGGUUCUGGAGAAAGGAAAAUAUUCUAUCCAUGGAAAAAGCCUGUUUUUUCCCUUCUCACCCUUCACGAUUGAUCUUCUGAGAGCUUGAAUGCUGCUGGGAACUUACCGCCUUUCUAUUAUUACUUCGUAGUAGAAAGAAAAUUAAUGAAACUGUGAGAACUGCUUGGAGGGUGUUUGCUUGUUUAGUUUUUAACAAAUUAAGGCAACAGAGAUCAGUGUGUGUCACCCUCAGGAAUUGCAUCCGCAGGGGCCUUCCCUGCCCGUGGGCAGUGUAUCCUGAUGACAAGUACUCCUUAAUGAAGGGUUUGCAACAUAAAGCCUUAAAAAGACACACACACAGAAGAAAAUUGUAAAACCUUGAACAUUGUUAUUUAUAUUUUUUAAAAUGAAAAAAAUCAUGUUUGUGUGCUAACCACUUAUUUGAUUCUGUUUUGUGGUGGACGUAGACAAUUAUGUUUGAACUUUGUAUUUUGUGAAAACCUUAAUGAAAUGAAGAAUUCCAAAGACAGUCACAUUGAGCGUGGAGACUUGUUUUUUCCUAAACUCUUGACUUGUCUGACUUAUUUUUACCAAUACGAGUAGACCUUCUACGCCUGUAUGAAACUGAGUACGGGGGAAACCCCAGUUUCCACUGCUGCCAGUCUUUACCACUUUACUGCUGCCACCAACAGGCACACAUACACCUUACCCAUGAAGAAGGCUUUAGGCAACAAGUUUAUCACAUCAUUUCCUAGGGCUUCAUGUCAUCACUGUGGUGGGACGAUAAAGCUAAAUUUUACCAACAAGGACAGCAACUCUCCAACCUGUCUCACAGGAGGAAGGUUAGAAAC
Rhinolophus ferrumequinum (greater horseshoe bat) is the source of this 7020-nucleotide messenger RNA. It is a transcript of the gene SHROOM3, whose product is annotated as shroom family member 3. Gene Ontology annotation, molecular function: actin filament binding. The transcript is spliced from 11 exons. The coding region runs from base 1 to 6075 and encodes 2024 amino acids. Gene Ontology annotation, biological process: actin filament organization. The record is from RefSeq and is a predicted model, not a curated record. NCBI's taxonomy places the organism in Eukaryota, Metazoa, Chordata, Mammalia, Chiroptera, Rhinolophidae. Gene Ontology annotation, cellular component: apical junction complex; cortical actin cytoskeleton; adherens junction.